Molecule: messenger RNA, 330 nt
Organism: Adineta ricciae
Lineage: Eukaryota; Metazoa; Rotifera; Eurotatoria; Adinetida; Adinetidae
Source: the annotation of a GenBank genome assembly
AUGAUUAUUCUGAAUCCGAGUAUGGCCUACGACAUCCCAGGUUAUUAUGGCACGGUCGGUUCCGGCCGGUUAGGUUCCAGUCAUUUCCUGGCCGUUUCCUGCAAACUUCCAGCUGGAAACGGUCAGGAACUGAUCGGAUAUUUCCUGUGCAAUUCCGGCCGGAAUCCGGCGGCAAGGAACCUGCCGGAACUUGCUGGAAUCGGCGGAAACUGUGUCGGAAUCGAGAAGAGCUGUGCCGAAACCGACUCAGAUUUCAACGGAUCCAGUCGCCGGAAUGAUCGACCUGGGAUGUAUGAAUGUAUUAUGGUGUUGGAAAUUACUCGAAUAUGA